CAAUCGAUAAGCCAAUAUUUUGGUGGCGUUUUACGUCACUAUAAAUGCCCGAAAUCUUAGUAACAUUAUAUGAAUCUGAACUUUUGCAGAUGAUUAAAAUGAAAACCGUUUUGUGUGUAUUAGUUUGUUGGGUUUUAGUGGAGGCCAGACCCUCAAAGGAUACAUUGGGCCAGACCACAACAAUGUUGUCUGUGACUCCAGAUAAUACCAAUGAUGUGGAGGUACCCGUGCCUUACUGCUUCGGCUAUACAUGUCCAAAGGGUACUGUGACCUGUGCCGUAGAUGCCGAAUUGACAGAUCACUGGAAGAAAAAAGUAUUUCGCUGCAUGAGUAAAAAUCAUGUACUUCUCGACUCGUUCAACAAAACAACUCCGAUUUGUAAUGGUAAACUUUGUAAUAAGUAAAAUAGAGAGACCUUAUAUUAACUAGACCUAUGGCAAAAUCCCUUCGUUCUUUGUUUUGUUAUAGUAGUGAAUCUCUGAGCGCGAGAAGUGGAAGGGCGACACCUCGUUGUUCGACAUGGAGUGAUGUUGUCCCUUCAAUGAAUGAGUAGCGCCAGGGAGAAACCAUUUGCCUUGACAUAACGUUCCAUAUGCAACUUGAGAAUUCACUCGAUCGACGCACACGCAUAAAAAUUUUACAGUGCUGCUACUCACCCAAACACAAAUUCCCCGCGACUCUCAGACUUUUCCCGGCUCCCACGCGGAUUAAAAAAAUAAUGCAUUUACUUAUGAGACAGCCCUCGUAGAUACCGACCGUUAACUCUAAGAACAUUUAGCAAUGCAACAUUGUUGGACCUUUCUUGGCACAUAGUUGCUCUCAAAUAACGAUUUAAACAGAACACAUUUCCUGGAGUUGCUGUUAUUGUAAGAAUUGUUAAUAAAAAAUUAGUCACUUCGACCAUGCAUCCGUCACCGAACCACAACUGAUAUCUUCGGAGUGAGUUGAGAAGCAAGUCAAAAGGACGUAUGGGUAAUAUUUAUUGUUUAAUUACCAUCACAAAAAGAAAUCGACAGAAGUUGAAACUUGAAAUUGAAAUUUGGGGUUAUCACCCCCUAAAAAACUCGCCAGUGUAUCAAAGUUUUGAACCAUCUACUACUACCUACAACAGGCUACAGGCACAUACAACCAACCACUACCUCUUUUUGUGCAAUUUACUUGACUAGGUAAGUAGCCUGACUGUACGACCCAGUUUAAAUUCAAAUUUCUCAAGAACGAAAUGAAGUGGUUGUAAACAUACUCUCAACUCAUCGUCUAAUCCAAUAAACCAGUAGAUACAAGACCACCAGGGGCUUGCUCUGUACCUUUUUAGCGCAUUUGCACAAAAAUAAAAAAGGCGCUAUUGUGGCCACUUUGCCCGU
This is a messenger RNA of Photinus pyralis (common eastern firefly), 1361 nucleotides long. RefSeq lists its product as uncharacterized. The record is from RefSeq and is a predicted model, not a curated record. Bases 45 to 404 code for a protein of 119 amino acids. The transcript is spliced from 3 exons. NCBI's taxonomy places the organism in Eukaryota, Metazoa, Arthropoda, Insecta, Coleoptera, Lampyridae.